Molecule: messenger RNA, 4333 nt
Organism: Dermatophagoides pteronyssinus (European house dust mite)
Lineage: Eukaryota; Metazoa; Arthropoda; Arachnida; Sarcoptiformes; Pyroglyphidae
Product: cytochrome P450 3A41-like
Molecular function (GO): heme binding; oxidoreductase activity, acting on paired donors, with incorporation or reduction of molecular oxygen; iron ion binding
Source: RefSeq, a predicted model, not a curated record
AAAAGUCUAGCCAUUUUUCUAAUGAAUUUCACUGAAGAAAUCAAAUUCAAAAUAAUUGUUUAUGAAAAAUGUUUUCUUCAAUUAUUGUGACCGUUAUUACAGCUAUAAUUGUUAUCAUUGCAAUCUACAAUUAUUAUAGAUAUUAUACAUUCUGGCAACGGCAAGGAAUAAAAGCCCACCCUGGACCAGCGUUUCGUUUGAUGAGAAAGCCAUUACAUGAAUUUUUCUUCGAAAAAGUGAAAAAAUAUGGCUAUAUUUUCGGGAUCUAUGGCAUAGGAAAUCGUGUUUUAAUAGUAAAUGACCCGAAAAUAGCUCGUGAAAUAUCGAUCAAAGAAUCGCAUAAAUUUUCCAUCCGUUGGUGGGGUUAUUUGGGCAGUACAUCAGUGAUUCAUUCAUUGUUACUAAUGCCAGCUAAUGAUGAUUGGAAACGUAUUCGAGCAAUUGUUACUCCGGCAUUUACUUCGGGUAAAUUAAAAGCUAUGAUCACUCCUAUCAACAAGAUUUUGAAAAAUUUUGUCAGAAAUUUAAAAAAACACAGUGAAAGUGGUGAAAUUUUUGAUGUGAGUAUUUACACUGGCGCAUUAACCAUGGAUGUCAUAGCUUUAUGUGCAUAUGGAAUUGAAGUUGAUUCAAUUAGUGAAUCCAAUCAUCCAUUGGUGAAACAUGCGAAACGUAUUAUGGAUUGGGAUUCUUCAUGGAGCCUAGGAAUUUGUGUGAUUAUUCCUUUUUUGGGUAGAUUCUUGAAUUUAGAGCCUAUUGAUUUUGAAUCAGCCAAAUAUUUUGAUAAUUUAACAUUCAAAAUAAUCAAAGAACGUUUGAAAACGAAAAAUCAAGGGAAAAAAGAUCUUAUUGGUUUAAUGGUGGAACAAACUCUUAAUGACCAGUCUGAAUCGAAUGGGAUUGAUACAAAUGGACGAAAAUUGAAAGGUAUAAGCCAAGAAGAAAUUGCUGGACAAGGUAUCGUCUUUUUACUUGCCGGUUAUGAUACAACAAAUGUUACCUUAUGUCAUGUAAUCUACUAUCUGGUUAAACAUCUUGAAUGGCAAGAUAAACUUUAUGAAGAAUUAAUCACACACGAUUCAGCAUUAGAUUAUGAAGCAUUGCGAAAUUUACCUAUUUUAAAUGGUAUAAUUUGCGAAACAUUAAGACUCAAGCCAGCAGUGAAUUUAGUUCCACGAGUCGCAGAUAAAGAUACCAUGUUGUUGAACACAGGUAUUAAAAUUCCUGCUAAAACAGCAAUAAUAUUUAGUCCAUAUAUCAUGCAUCGAAUUCCUGAAUAUUUUCCUGAUCCCGAAUCAUUUAAACCGGAACGUUUCAUUGGUGAAAAUUCAAUGGAAUCAUCUAUUGCUUAUAUGCCAUACGGUAUAGGUAAUCGUCUUUGUGUUGGUAUGCGUUUCGCACAGAAUGAACUUCGUGCUGCUGUUGCACAAUUAAUUCUCAACUAUCGUCUAAUACCGGACAAAGAUCUAAAACUUGAUUAUUUAAAGGGAAAUCUCAUACUAUCACCAAAACAAGUAAUGAUACGAAUCACUAAACGAAUAAAAGCCUGUCCAGGACCACAUUUUCGCUGGAUGAGAAAGCCAUUACAUGAAUAUUUCCAUGAAGAAGUAAAAAAAUAUGGCUAUAUUUUCGGGAUGUAUGGCAUAGGAAAUCGUGUAUUAGUAUUGAAUGACCCGAAAAUAGUCCGUGAAAUGUCGAUCAAAGAAUUGCACAAAUUUCCUAAUCGUUGGUGGGGGUAUUUUGGCAAAACAUCAGUGAUUUAUUCAGUGUUACUCAUGCCUGCAAAUGAUGAUUGGAAACGUAUUCGAACAAUUGUCACUCCGGCAUUUACUUCUGGUAAAUUAAAAGCGAUGAUCACUCCUAUUCAUACGAUUUUGAACAAUUUUGUUCGCAAUUUGGAAAGACAUAGUAAAAGUGGUGAAAUUUUUAAUGUAAAAAUUUACACUGGCGCAUUAACCAUGGAUAUCAUUGGUGCAUGUGCAUAUGGAAUUGAAGUAGAUUCAAUUAGUGAGUCCAAUCAUCCAUUGGUAAAACAUGCUCAACGUAUUAUGAACUGGGAUUCUUCAUGGAGCUUUGCUAUUUGCGUGGCUAUUCCAUUUUUGGGAAAAUUCUUGGAUUUAGAUCCUAUUGAUCGCGAAUCGGCCAAAUAUUUUGAUGAUUUGACAUUCAAGAUAAUCGAAGAACGUUUAAAAACAAAAAAUCAGCAAAAAAAGGAUCUUAUUGGUUUAAUGGUAGAACAAACUCUGAAUGAUCAGUCUGAAUCAAAUGGGAUUGAUAAAAAUGAACAGAAAUUAAAAGGUAUAAGCCGUGAAGAAAUAGCUGGACAAGGUAUCGUCUUUUUACUUGCUGGUUAUGAUACAACAAAUGCUACGUUAUGUCAUGUAAUUUACUACCUGGUUAAACAUCCUGAAUGGCAAGAUAAACUAUAUAACGAACUAAUCACUCACGAUUCACCUUUAAAUUAUGAAUCAUUGCGAAGUUUACCUAUUUUGAAUGGUGUAAUUUGCGAAACAUUAAGACUUAAGCCAGCAGUGAUUUUAGUUCCACGAGCUCCGGCGAAAUCUGCAACAUUGUUGAAUACAGGUAUUGAAAUUCCGGCUAAAACGUUAAUAUUAUUUAGUCCAUAUAUCAUGCAUCGAAUUCCAGAAUAUUUUCCUGAUCCCGAAUCAUUUAAACCGGAACGUUUCAUAGGUGAAAAUUCAAUGGAAUCAUCUAUUGCUUAUAUGCCAUUCGGUACUGGUAGUCGUCUUUGCGUCGGUAAUCGUUUUGCACUGAAUGAACUUCGUGCUGCUAUUGCACAAUUAAUUCUUAAUUAUCGUCUAAUACCAAACACUAAUCUAAAACUUGAAUAUUUAAAGGGGAAUUUCAUACUAUCACCAAAACAAGUAAUGAUACAAAUCGCUAAACGAAUAAUAGCACGUUCUGGACCCGAUUUUGGAUGGAUGAGAAAACCAUUACAUGAAUUUGUUCAUGAACAAGUAAAAAAAUAUGGCUAUAUUUUCGGAGUUUAUGGCAUAGGACAACGUGCAUUGAUAUUUAAUGACCCUAAAAUGGUUCGUGAAUUAUCAAUCAAAGAAUUGCAUAAAUUUCCAAUUCGUUUUGGUGGCUAUAUGGGCAAAACCUCAAUGAUUCAUUCGUUAUUUAUGAUGCCAGCUAAUGAUGAUUGGAAACGUAUUCGAACAAUUGUCAGUCCUGCAUUUACUUCAGGAAAAUUAAAAGCGAUGAUUACUCCUAUUAACACGAUUUUGAAUAAUUUUGUUCGUAAUUUGGAAAGGCAUGCUGAAAGUGGUGAAAUGUUUGAUGCGAAAAUCUAUACGAGUGCAUUGACCAUGGAUGUCAUUGCUUCAUGUGCUUAUGGAAUAGAAGUAGAUUCGAUUAGUGAAUCUAAUCAUCCAUUGGUCAAACAUGCUCAACGAAUUUUGAGCUUGGAUGUUUCAUUAAAUCAAGCUAUUUGUUUUGUUUUUCCAUUUUUGGGAAAAUUCUUGAAUUUAGACCCUUUUGAUCGAGAAUCUGCCAAAUAUUUUGAUGACUUAACAUUCAAAAUAAUUGAAGAACGUUUAAAAACCAAAAAUAAACAAAGCAAAGAUCUUAUCGGUUUAAUGGUGGAACAAACUGUGAAUGAUCAGUCUGAAUCAAAUGGGAUUGAUAAAAAUGAACAGAAAUUAAAAGGUAUAAGCCGUGAAGAAAUAGCUGGACAAGGUAUUAUUUUCUUUCUUGCUGGUUAUGAUACAACAAAUGUUACUUUAUGUCAUAUAAUCUACUAUCUGAUUAAACAUCCUGAAUGGCAAGAUAAACUGUAUGAAGAAUUGAGUAUAACCGAUUCAUCAUUAGAUUAUGAAUCAUUGCGAAAUUUACCUAUUUUGAAUGGUAUAAUUUGCGAAACAUUAAGACUCAAACCACCAUUAGUCAGUGUUCAACGAACAGCGGCCAGAGAUACAACAUUGUUGAAUACAGGUAUCAAAAUUCCGGCUGAAGUAUCGAUAAUAUUCCAUCCAUAUAUUAUGCAUCGAAUGCCUGAAUAUUUUCCUGAUCCUGAAUCCUUUAAACCGGAACGUUUUAUAGGCGAAAAUUCAAUGGAAUCAUCUAUUGCUUAUAUGCCAUUUGGUACUGGUAAUCGUCUUUGUGUUGGGAUGCGUUUUGCACAGAAUGAACUUCGUGCUGCUGUUGCACAAUUAAUUCUUCAUUAUCGUCUAAUACCUGAUCAUGAUCUAAAACUUGAUUAUUUCAAGGGCAAUGUUAUACUAUCACCAAAACAAGUAAUGAUACGAAUUGCUAAACGUUGAACAUAAUGAUUAACACUUUUCUGGAUGCUAUAAAUCGGCAAAAUCACCAA